Messenger RNA from Acaulospora colombiana, 2673 nucleotides. The record is from the annotation of a GenBank genome assembly. Lineage: Eukaryota; Fungi; Glomeromycota; Glomeromycetes; Diversisporales; Acaulosporaceae.
AUGGGUGAAAAAACCUUCAUACCACCUACUGGGCUGCACAAUGACCUACGAAAGAAUUCGCUUACUACUGGUAUUCCUGGAAGUUCGCCUCCCAGUCAACAGCCUCGCUGGAACCCGACAUCGAAGAUCACAUCGGAAGGUUCGACGAGCACAACGCAUAGCCCAGCAUCUACCUUAUCUCGUGCUUCAACGCUUCCUCAUUCCGGCUCAAGUGGUGUAGGCCCCAUCAACAUUGGCCCUUCACGUCCUUCAGUUCAACAAUGGCAUGCAAUGGCCACUGCUGCAACAGCCAGUGGGUCUUCACCUUCUACAUCCUCCACGACUCCCAACUCUGGCACAGCCAUACCUGCAGUUGGAUCUAUUCCACGCUCAACACCUGCUGGACCUCUUGGUGUCGGACAGUCUCCCAACAAGUCAGCCUGGAAAUCGAGUGACCAAACCUCACCGCCAAUUCCCAUACAGACGAAGCCAUCUGGACCAGGCAGAGGCCGUUCAGAUAGCUCAGCAGCCGGUGUCAGCCCUCCUGUUGCAUUUGGUACCACUCCUCGUCCUAGCCCUCCACUAAAGACUUCUAUGUCAUCUUCUGAUAUCUUCUCCACCGUGACAGAUGCCCCUAGCCUCAAGUCGACACCCUCUAUUUCUUCGUUCCCGAAGCCUCCUGUUCCCGAAUUUCCACCUAUGGGAUCUCGUUCCGCGUCACCAUCUAAACUUUCUUUCAUUCCUCCUAAAUCAUCGCCUGCUCCUGCCAAAGUCACGUCAGCUCAAUCAAAAUCCUACCACCCCGAAGCACAGCAACCCUCCCCUGAAUCAGAAACUGGACCCUCUCGACGAGAAACUAAAUCGAAGUCCGAGGGAAGACGUCGACCCAAGGACAAAGGAAAACAACGAGAGGAGGAAGCGCGAAAACGCGAAGAAGACGAGGAAGAACGACGAAGGCUUGAAAAGGAAGCAGAGGAACAAAGAAAACGCGAGGAGGACGAAAGAAAACGCGAAGAAGAGGAAAAGGAACGACAGAGACGCGAGGAAGAAGAAAAGGAGCAAAUAAGGCGCGAAGAAGAAGAAAAGGAACGAGCAAGAAAGGAGCAGGAGGAAAGAGAGUUCAAGAGACGUGAGGCAGAGGAAAGGGAACGAAAGAGACAGGAAAGGGAGCGCAAGAGACGCGAGGAAGAGGAGAAGGAGAAGGAGCGCAAAAGACGUGAUGAUCUGGCUAGAAGACAAGAAGAGGAGCGACGGAGGCGCGAGGAAGAUGAAGAACGAGAGAGGCAAGUUGCUGAGCUUAACAGGCAGAAGGAACAAGAGGAUCAGCAAGCCAAGCAAACGGAAAGCCACGUGAACGAAGAUAUCACUCCCGAAGUCACCCAGCGAACCACUCGACGUAAAGGCGAAGUACAACGUAGAAGAGGGAAAAAAUCGGUUGAUGAACACGUGGACCAUGCUGCCAUCGAGUGGGAGCGCCAGAUUGAGGAAGAGCGUCGAGUAGCGGCAGCGCAAGAAGAAGCCCAACGCAAGGAGGCUGCAAAACGUGAAGCACUAAGACGAGAGGAGGAACGUCGAAUGCGCGAAGAGAGAGAAGAGGCAGAGAGGCGAGAGAAGGAAGAGCAGGAGAGGCGAGAGAGGGAGGAACAGGAAAGACAGGAAAGAGAAGAAGAGGAAAGAUGGGCUAGAGACGAAGCAGAAAGACUGGAAAGGGAGGAACGAGAAAGACUGGAAAGGGAAGAACGAGAAAGACUGGUAUGGGAGGAACGAGAAAGACGCGCAAAGGAAGAACAGGAAAGAAAAGAGAAGCGUGAACAAGAGAGAAAGCUAGUGGAAGAACAGGCGAGGCGGGAGAAUGAGAUCCUCCAAGAGCUACGAGCCCAAGAGGCCCUUCGCCGACGACAAGCUCAACAACGCCAGGAAGAAGAGAACAGACAAGCGAGGGCAAAACUCGAAGAGGAGCGGCGCUACAGGCAAUAUACUGCCUCCAGAAAUGAGGAAGAAAGGGAAAGGAGACAAGAAGAGGAAAGAAGGGCAGCAGAGGCACGAAUUCGAGAAGAAAAUGACCGCAUGACAGAAAGGUUCCAAGCUAGGGACCGUACGAACCAAAUGUCGUCCAACAUGCCGAAACGAUUUGCAGAUGCCUGGGAAGCGUAUGACGAGAAAUGGAAACGUCUUAUGUCGCAUGCUCAGACUGGAACACGCACUGCCCUAUCAUUCUCCACUGUUCCAUGGCCUGUCCUGAAUCCUCCUGCCGGUCCCGAAGCUAUUACCCGAAACACCGUUGGUGCCUUCAUCCUUAGUCAAUGGCACUCGUCGGGCAAAAGUAAGAGGGACCGUAUCCGCGAAGCACUUUUGCGAUGGCAUUCAGACAAGUUUGAAAGUCGUUUUUUGGGCUGGGUACCAGAGGGCGAUGAACGAGACCAUGUCAGACAAGGUGUUGGCAACGUCACACGGUCAUUGAACGAGUUAUUGGCAAGGGAAAGUUCUUCUGCGCUCACGCCACCAAUGCUAGUACUGGUGUCAGUUCUCGCUAUAGGUCAGUUUCUAAGUCGUACUUACAAAAAUAUAAUGGUCAAAGAAUCAAAUUUGUUGGCACUCCCUACAUUGGUUAUGUCCACCGAGCUUGGUAUUAUUGAACGGUUCGGUUCAAAGAUCGCGAACACGACGGAAGAAAGUGUUAUGACCAGAAAUUGA